AUGUUCUACAGGUAUGUUGUGAGUUCAAUCCCUGCGGCGCCCUACCUUUUCCAACAGUUUGCCUCACUAAUGGGGAUGGACGCGCGCAUGCACAUCGACCCGCUGGCUGGGUCGCCAAGACCACCACCGAUGAUGACGCCACCGCGAAGAGUGGAGCCAGUCCACCAGUACUUCGCAGCGCAGCAUCAAGGAAUCGGCGACCCCAAUACGCGCCAGAAGAAACUGACCAUCAGGCCCUUCAAUGGCAAGGAGCUCUACAUGGGGCUCGGAUCUGGAUUCCUCAACUGGGACAAGCGCUUUGAGAGGCAGAUACUGCUUUUGCAGGCAGCCUGCGGGUUCACGUAG
Messenger RNA from Phytophthora sojae, 345 nucleotides. RefSeq lists its product as hypothetical. The transcript is spliced from 2 exons. Bases 1 to 345 code for a protein of 114 amino acids. The record is from RefSeq and is a predicted model, not a curated record. NCBI's taxonomy places the organism in Eukaryota, Oomycota, Peronosporomycetes, Peronosporales, Peronosporaceae.